Papilio polytes (common Mormon) is the source of this 1381-nucleotide messenger RNA. Its product is annotated as antichymotrypsin-1-like. The transcript has 9 exons. The coding region runs from base 35 to 1285 and encodes 416 amino acids. The record is from RefSeq and is a predicted model, not a curated record. Gene Ontology annotation, molecular function: serine-type endopeptidase inhibitor activity. Lineage: Eukaryota; Metazoa; Arthropoda; Insecta; Lepidoptera; Papilionidae.
AUUAUACAUAUCGUUAAUAACAAGCGUAUAAUAAAUGUAUAAUUGCAUGAUGUACGUCCAGUUAUCGAGAGUAAACGAUACGAGUCGCAUCAUGGAUUUUUUAGUGCUGAUUCUUUUUUCUUUUGUGAUCGCAAGUAACGAUGUCAUCGCAGGCCGUUUACCAUAUGGACUCAGAUACAAAGAUCGGAGGACAAUCGAUAUAUCUUCUAUGAGGUUACUUAAGGAUGUGUACGAGGCGAGUGACGACAAGAAUGUAGUGACUUCUCCACUUGGCAUAUUCGUGCUGCUCUCCUUGUACUCGACGGUGACCAACGGCACAUCCAGACAGGAGAUCCAGAAUUACCUGGGAUUCCAAGACUACAGACAGUUGACGCAUUCAUAUGAAUUUUUAAGCGAGAGUUUAUCCUCAAUGGACCCUACAUUGUUGACGUUCGCCAACAAAGUCUGCAUCUCAGAUAAAUACCAGCUUGAGAACGAGUUCGUGACCCUCGCCACGCGACGCUACCACAGCGAAGUAUCACCUAUCGACUUACAAAAUCCUGAAGCGGCCGCUAAUUCCGUCAACCAGUGGGCUAACAUGAAAAGUGGCGGCAACAUUAAGGACCCAGUGUCUCCCAUGAUGUUUACUCCUGACACAGUCGCGUUGCUUCUCAAUGUCAUCUAUUUCCAGGGAAAGUGGAAGUAUCCGUUCGGGGUAGAUGACACAACAGAGGAAGCGUUCCGCGUGAGCCCGACAGAAACCAUCAUGAAACCCACCAUGCGGAUUGAGAGGGAAUUCACCUACGGUCAUGAUAAUUUAUUACGAGCUACAAUGAUACAGUUGCCGUACAAUGAGACCGACUUUUCGAUGUUUAUAGUAGUACCAGAUGAAAUAGAUGGACUGCCAUCGUUAUUGGAUACGUUAGCAGAAGUUGGCGCACUACGGGUCUUCUCUAAACGCAACAUGACAUACCGCAAAGUGUACUUACAGAUGCCGAAGUUUGAAGUUAAAACGAAGUCUAACGUGAAAGAUAUUUUAGUAAAGGAAGGUGUGCGCGGCAUCUUCGAUAAGUAUAAUACGGGAGUCGUGAAAGGCGAGGAGGUGAGGGUGUCCGAGGUGUUCCAGCAAGCCAGCAUCACUGUGGACGAGGCGGGUACGGAGGCCGCUGCUUUUACUUAUUUUGGACUCGAGUUAAGAUGUCUCAUGGAAGAGGAUGAGCCUGUGGUUUUCUUUGUGGAUCGGCCGUUCGUUUACGCGAUUUUACAUAAGGAUGUUGUUUUAUUUACUGGAACUUACACGCAUUAGAUAUACUAGCUGUGAGACGCGACUUUGUGUCAUUUUUGUAUGUGAUUAAUUUAAGUAUUCCUGUGGCGUUUCAUGUCUUAAAUAUAAAAUGUUAUA